AUGUUCGAGGGUAUCGUGAGUCGGUACUUAUCACAGUACCUCGGGGACUACUUCGAUGGUCUUGAUCGAAAGAACCUCAGUAUAGGGGUCUACAGUGGCCACGUACAUCUGCAGAAUGUCGACUUUAAACAGGAAGCAGUUGACAUGUUACAUCUCCCCGUGAAACUCAUACACGGCAAACUCGGCAGUCUGCACGUCUAUGUACCCUGGAAUAGACUAGGGUCAUCGCCCGUGGUGAUCGAGCUGGAGGAUCUCUAUUUCGUGGUGGAGCCGAAACGUAGAGAGGAAUGGAGCCAAAAAUACGAGGUAGCCCGAUUGAAGGCAUCUCGUGCUAAGCUGGCGACAGCUGUGGAUAUGCAAUGUGAAGUUAUGGCCCAACAGGAGGUCUUCGAUGAGAAUGAGGGUGAUAAUGUAGAUAAAGGAGGCAGCAGUAAUAAGAAGGAGAAUAUCAAGGAAGGGUAUAUAGCAUCGGUAUGUCGGAAAAUGGCGGAGAAUGUGGAGCUGAGGGUAUCUAAUAUACACAUACGCUAUGCCUAUAGUAAUGCUGAGCGCACAACUGGUGGAGCUUGUGGUAUAACUCUUAAAGGCUUUACCAUGACUACUACGGAUGCCUCUUGGUCGCCAGUGUUCGUAGAUAGGAACGCCCCUCCACCAGAGAGCGGUGUGAGGCAGGAUGAUACUAAACUGUAUAAGUUGGUACGGCUUGAGCGGCUGGCGGCGUAUUGGAAUCCACUGAUUAUAAGGAAGGCUGAGUCUACUCCAGCCCGCCCGAGAGGCCCAUCCUCGUCGAGGGUAUCAUUUGACACGAGUAGCUUCAUUAGUAUGGAGGAGGAUGGUGCAGGCGAUGAUGAUGAGGAAGGACUUAACCAGAGGGAAUAUAUUAUUGAGCCAGUAUCGGGGUCGCUGCGAAUGGUACGAACGCCAGUAGCGAAAAGGCUACGUCCGGAUGAUCCUGAAUUCGUGCCGAAAAUUCAACUCACAGGGGCGUUGGAUGUGGUAUCGAUCAAACUGACUAAGUCUCAGUAA
Molecule: messenger RNA, 1026 nt
Organism: Perkinsus marinus ATCC 50983
Lineage: Eukaryota; Perkinsozoa; Perkinsida; Perkinsidae
Exons: 7
Coding region: 1-1026 (341 amino acids)
Biological process (GO): protein targeting to vacuole; protein retention in Golgi apparatus
Cellular component (GO): extrinsic component of membrane
Source: RefSeq, a predicted model, not a curated record